This is a messenger RNA of Caenorhabditis elegans, 1269 nucleotides long. RefSeq names its product Protein-tyrosine phosphatase (gene C02B10.6). Gene Ontology annotation, molecular function: protein tyrosine/serine/threonine phosphatase activity; hydrolase activity; protein tyrosine phosphatase activity. The transcript is spliced from 3 exons. Bases 39 to 1235 code for a protein of 398 amino acids. The record is from RefSeq and is marked reviewed. Lineage: Eukaryota; Metazoa; Nematoda; Chromadorea; Rhabditida; Rhabditidae.
CAAGCAGCAAUUGUUUAGCAAGCUAAUCAACUGAAGCGAUGAACGUUGCAAACAAUAAUUGCGGACAAAUGCUGAGCGAUUCUUCGGAAUCAUCGGAGCCACCAAGAGCCCAAGCUGGGGCAGUUUUCGGGAAGAAGGAUAAGGGGAAGAAGGCCGAUACGAAGAAGAAGAAUACGGCGACGGAGGGCUCGAAGCGUGUGAAGAAGGAGAAAAAGAAGGAUGACGGUGAAGCGGCCAAAGGUGAUCCGACAAACAAAACCAACAUGACACCUGCUCCACCACAGACCCAUCCGAUUGUCGAGCAGUGGGUGCUCAGAGCACUGGAUGUUGGAGUUGACAAGCUUCGUGAGGAAUUCCGUGGAUUGGCAAAAUACACGAGACCCGACAUGACUCAGGUCAUGUUCAAUGCCAAUCAGUCUCCGGACAUUGCCAUCACGAAGAAUCGUUACCAAGAUGUCCCGUGCCAAGACCAAAGUGCGGUAAAGCUGGAUCAACCAUCUCCGUGCAACUACAUCCAUGCAAACUACGUCGGAUGCCCCAUGAUCCCAGAAAAGCGUUUCAUCUGCGCCCAGGGACCACUUGACCAAACGAUCGAUGAAUUCUGGUGGAUGGUCAUUCAAAACAAGGUCGAGCAGAUUGUCAUGCUUUGCAAGACCGUCGAGAUGGGAAAGCUCAAAUGCGCUCAGUACUGGCCAGCUGCUCAAGGCGAAAAGCUUACUCUGAAGAGUGGUUGUGUCGUGGAGAACGUGUCGGGCUCGAAGCCAAUGGAGAGGGACCCGGAGAUUCAGAUCACUAUGCUCAACCUUACUUAUAGUGGUGGUCAGACGAUGUCCGUUCGUCAUCUUCAAUGGACUGAGUGGCCGGAUCGUGGAGUCCCACCUUGUAAGCUAACAAGCUUGGAGCUGCUUUCCGCAAUCCGCGGAUCCAAGGUUCCAAUCGUCGUGCACUGUUCUGCCGGGAUUGGGCGUACCGGGACCAUCGUCGCCAUCGAAUACAUUCUUGAGAAGAUCGCCGAGAACAAGCCGUGCCCUCCGAUGCCUGAGCUUGUGAAGGCACUCCGUGAUCAAAGGGCCUUCUCAAUCCAGAACGAUGUCCAGUACCUCUUCAUUCACCGUGUCAUGCUCAACUACUUCCUCGAGAAGUACAAGGAAAAGUAUGCGGCUUUGCUGACAGCGGAAAAUGUGGCCAAGUACGACAAGUUUAUCAAGGAUUACAAUGCAGCGGUUGGACAAUAAUUGAACUUAGAUUUGAAAUAAAUGUUUUGUAUUG